Molecule: messenger RNA, 775 nt
Organism: Motacilla alba alba
Lineage: Eukaryota; Metazoa; Chordata; Aves; Passeriformes; Motacillidae
Gene: CHLSN
Product: chromosome 14 C7orf50 homolog
Exons: 4
Coding region: 39-596 (185 amino acids)
Source: RefSeq, a predicted model, not a curated record
GUAAUGUGUUCUUUCCUGGCUUUCAUUAAAGAAACUCAAUGCAGUGCGGUCACGCUGCCGAGCUCGCCUGGCAACCUGCCUACACCCUGUGGUACCUCUUUCAUUGGAGGAGAUCGAGCUCGUGGUUUGGGGCUACAAAAGAAGAGGAAGAGCUUAUUGCAGAGGAAGAAGAAGAACUUACUCCAGAGGAAAAGAGGAAACUGGAAAGAAAAUUAAAAAAAGAGCGCAAGAAGAAGGAGAAACAGCUGAUGAGGGAAGCUGGAAUCCCCAUUAAAAAGGUGGAGCCCAAAAAGCCGUCGGGAUGUGAGCGGGCUCUGGCCUAUUUAACCAGCUGGUCUAAAAACCCAGAAGAAUGGAAGUUUCAGAAGACAAGACAGACGUGGCUUCUCCUGCACAUGUAUGAUAAAGAGAAGGUUCCAGACAAGUAUUUCACCAUUUUACUGGAUUAUCUGCAAGGGCUUCAGGGCAAUGCACGAGACAAAACUGUGCAGAAAGCUGAAGCUUUUAUGAAGGAAUUUGAUGGUUCUGAUGGAGAAGACCCAAACCUGCUGGGGAAGUGUGAGCGCAUCAGACAAGUUCUACAACUGCUGUCCUGAGAGCAUUUCUGUGUCAUAAUUGUUGUCUGGUGGAGGGAAGGAGAGGCUGUCACACACUGAGGCUAUAAAGGAUUUGUAAAGAUAAUACUGAAUUUUAUACUCAUAAUUUUUUCCAAUUGAAAAUAUUUAUCGUGUUUGAGGUGAUGAAAUAAAAAUAACCUAUAUAGUCUUGCUAUUAA